Messenger RNA from Microthlaspi erraticum, 1695 nucleotides. Lineage: Eukaryota; Viridiplantae; Streptophyta; Magnoliopsida; Brassicales; Brassicaceae. The record is from the annotation of a GenBank genome assembly.
AUGGGUUGUGUAUUGGGGCGACCCGUCUCAUCAUCAGACUCAGUUUCCGGGUCUAGACACCAAAUCAGCACGAGUCUCGAGUCUAAUCGAAAAGAAGUGAAGGAGCCCAGAAUCGAACCCGAGACCAUUAGUAGCAUUGUUGUUCCUGUUGUUGCAGAGGUUAAGGAGGAGAAUGAAAAGCCAAAAGGAGAAAGCAAAAGGUCUAAUAAGGCUGACCCAAAGCGGAGUAAUCCUCAGGUCGUUGCAGGUUGGCCAUCUUGGUUAUCUGAAAUCUGUGGAGAAGCUCUCAAUGGUUGGCUUCCACGAAAGGCUGAUUCUUUCGAGAAGAUUGAGAAAAUUGGAUCAGGAACGUAUAGCAAUGUGUACAAAGCGAAAGACUUGUUAACAGGGAAGAUAGUGGCGUUAAAGAAAGUGCGUUGCGAUGUAAUGGAGAAAGAGAGCUUGAGGUUUAUGGCGAGAGAGAUCUUGAUCUUGAGGAGACUAGAUCAUCCCAAUGUCAUCAAAUUGGAAGGCUUGGUUACUUCGAGAAUGUCAAACAGUUUGUACUUGGUGUUCCGUUACAUGCACCACGAUCUUGCUGGUCUUGUCGCUAGCCCUGACAUAACAUUCACCGAGCAACAGGUUAAAUGCUAUAUGAAACAGUUGCUCUCGGGGCUUGAGCAUUGUCACAGCAGAGGCGUGCUUCACCGUGACAUUAAAGGAUCAAACCUUCUUAUAGACGACGAAGGAGUUCUUCAGAUAGGGGACUUUGGUCUGGCGACGUUUUUCGAUCCGAGAAAAAGGCAGCAAAUGACAAACCGUGUGGUCACGUUAUGGUAUAGAGCACCGGAGCUUCUCCAUGGUGUUGUUGAGUACAGUGUUGGUAUUGAUUUGUGGAGCGCCGGUUGCAUUUUGGGCGAGUUACUUGCUGGUAGACCGAUAAUGCCAGGUCGAACCGAGGUUGAGCAGCUGCAUAGGAUCUAUAAGCUAUGUGGAUCGCCUUCGGAAGAGUAUUGGAGGAGAAUCAAGUUACCUUCUAGUCAUAAGCAUGCUCAACACAAGCCCUUGCCGCAGUAUAAGAGGCGUGUAAGAGAGGUUUAUAAAGAUUUCUCACCUGAGGCACUUUCUCUUAUUGAUACUCUCCUUGCACUUGACCCUGCUGAGAGAAAGACUGCCACAGCUGCAUUAAUGAGUGAUUUCUUCACAACGGAGCCUCUUCCGUGUCAACCUAUAGAUCUCCCAAAGUAUCCUCCAACUAAAGAGAUUGAUGCCAAGAGAAGAGACGAAGGGUAUCGAAGAGUAAGAGAGAAUCGUAAAGCAAAAGGCGAGAGUGGAAGAAGAACGAGAACUAGAGAGCGAGCUCAUAGAGCAAUGCCGGUUCCAGAGGCUAAUGCUGAGAUUCAAUCCAAUAUUGAUAGGAUGCGUAUGAUAACACACGCAAAUGCAAAGAGCAAAAGCGAAAAGUUCCCUCCUCCACACCAAGACGGUUUGCUCGGUUAUCCAGUGGGACUGUCUCGGCGUUUUGAACCAUCUGAGAUACCUUUUAGCUCAACCUCAUUCUCUUCUUACUCCAAUGAGCCUCUCCAGAUGUGGUCUGGUCCUCUAGUGCCGGUGGAAGUUUCUGACAUAGCGGCUGAGACACGGAGGAAUGGUGGCUGCAGCAGUAGCAGUUGGCGGAUGGAUGUGAAGGUUAAAGGAAAAAGAGCCAUUGUUUGA